Messenger RNA from Schistosoma mattheei, 4056 nucleotides. NCBI's taxonomy places the organism in Eukaryota, Metazoa, Platyhelminthes, Trematoda, Strigeidida, Schistosomatidae. The record is from the annotation of a GenBank genome assembly.
AUGUCUUGUGAUAUCGAUGACUCUUUAUACAGCCGUCAAAGAUGUGUUCUGGGGGAAAAUGCAAUGAAAAGAAUGUGUAAAUCUAAAGUGUUUUUACAUGGCUUGGGAGGUGUUGGAAUAGAAAUAGCGAAAAAUCUAGUUCUGGCUGGAGUUGGCGAAAUUAUAAUUCAGGAUCGAUCUUCAUGUUCCAAACAGGAUUUAGGGACUCAAUUUUACGUGGAUGAAUAUAGUGUUAAAGGUUCGAAAACUAGAGCUGAAGCAAGUCUUGAUCGUCUAACGGCUUUAAAUCCCUAUGUUCGUAUUACUUUAGCAACGGGAGAUGUCACGGAUAUUCGUUGCCCUCUUUCUGAACCUGCUAAUAAGAAUAUCCUAAAGCCAUUAGUCGACGAAGGAUCAUCUACGAAAGUCGACUGUUUGAUACUUACGCAAUGUUCACUUCAAAAAGCUACAUUGUUGGAUCUGUUCUGUAGAGCAUAUGAUAUUAAAUUUAUCUAUACAGAUAUAUAUGGUACAUUUGGAAAUUUAUUUUGUGAUUUUGGCUCUGAUUUUACUGUUUUAACACAAGAUGAUGAACCAUGUAGAGAAUUUUUUAUUGGAAAAAUUGAAAAGAUAAACGAUGAUGAAUUAUUGAUCACAGUUCUUGGUGAUCGUCGUCAUCAUUUAGAAAAUAAUGAUGUAAUUCGAUUCACUGAACUUAACAAUUUACCAGUGCUCAAUGAAAGAGAAUUUCCUAUCCGAGUAAAGUCGCCUUCAGAGUUGAUUAUCAAAACGUCUAUAAAAGACAUCCAGUUUCCUUAUUCAGAUGGUGGUAUUGUGCUUCAAGUUAAAAAGCCACAAGUAUACACUUUUGAAACUAUGCUCGAACAACUUAAAUCUCCUAAAUUAAUGUGUGUGGAUUUCAGUGAACCUGAGGAAGGAAACUUGUUACAUUUAACAUACUUAACAUUGAUGAGGUUCAAUGUAGAAACUGGCCGUUAUCCCAAACCGUGGGAUGAAAAUGAUUGGAAUUUAUUUCGUGAUCAAUUGUUCACAUUACAUAAGCUACAAAUGGGAAAUCCAAUUAAAAUUAAUGAAUCGUUAGUAAAACGUUUAGCCUUUGCUAGUCAAGGACAAUUAGCACCAUUAAGUGCUGUUUUUGGUGGAAUAGCUGCACAAGAAGCUAUGAAAGCGAUUACAUUUACAUUUACACCAAUUAAUCAAUGGCUGUACAUCCAUUGUGCAUCGAUUGUACCACUUGAAGUCAGUACGAAAUCAAAUGAAUUUCAGAAUUAUUUGUCAAGUCGUUAUGCCGCUUUAAUUCAAUGUAUCGGUGUGUCAAAUCUUCAAAAAAUUCAUAAUUUAAGUGUUUUUAUGGUUGGUUGUGGUGCGAUUGGUUGUGAAUUAUUAAAGAAUUUAGCAUUAUUAGGUGUAGCCACUGCUGGAUCUAAUGAUGAUGAUUUACAUUCAGCAAACAACGUGACUGAUUCUAAUCAACAUCAAUGUUGUUAUCGUCGUCAUCAAUAUGAACAACAAGAAAACAACAAUCAAUUUACAUAUAAUACAACAUUCGAUGCUUCAUUGAUGUCUCAUGCGAAUGUUGAUGAUAGGGAUCAUCAUCAAACGUUGUCACAUUCAGCGGUAGACGGUCAACAAGAACACGGCAAUUCACCUUAUCCUAAUAAUCAACUCACUAAUAAUUCUGAAACAAUUGUCAAGUCAAUUAUAUCACAUCAAGUUUCUACAUCUCAAAGACAAUCAAUAAAAUCUGUAUUAAGUGAAUCAAUCAUUAAUAAUAGGUGCCCGAAUAUUAUUGUCACUGAUCCUGAUCAUAUUGAGAAGUCAAAUUUAAAUCGACAAUUUCUUUUUCAAUCAUGUCAUAUUGGUUUGUCAAAAAGUCAAAUUGCAUGUGAUACUGCUAAGAGAAUUAAUCCAAAUAUAUCAGUGAGAGCGAUGUGUGAUAAAUUUUGGCCAAAUACUGAAAAGACUAUUUUCACUGAUGAAUUUUUAUUACAAGCAACAAAGUGCAGUAAUUACAAACAAGGGAUAACAUCUCCUUCAAUACUCAAUACUUCAUAUAAACAUGGUAUUGUACUAGCUGCUUUAGAUUGUGUACCAACACGUCGUUAUUUAGAUUCACGUUGUGUAACACUACAUUUACCAUUGAUUGAAUCUGGUACUUUAGGCACUAAAGGUCAUGUUCAAGUAAUUUUACCUGAUAUUACUGAAUCAUAUAAUAGUCAAAUGGAUGAUGAUGUUCAUAAUAACAAUGAUGUAGAUGGUAAUGGAAAUAUUGAUAGUCAAGUGAAUACAAUACCAUAUUGUACAUUGAAAUCAUUUCCGACCUUACCAAUUCAUUGUAUUGAAUGGGCACGUGAAAAAUUUGCUAGUCAAUUCACAUUGAAACCCAUGAAAUUACAAACAUUUCUACAAGCUUGGAAUUUAGAACAAUGUGAAUAUGUGGACAGUUACCAUGGUGAACAAACAUCGAAACAACAAACGCAUCAAUUAAUAUCAGAUUUAACAUUUUUAAUGCAUUUAUGCAAUGAUAUUGCUACCAAUUGUACUACCACUACUACUACUACUGAUAAUGAUAAUAGUAGUAAUAAUAAUAGUAAUGUAAUUGUUACAUCAAAGAUGUAUUCUAAUGAUAAAAUUUUAAUGAAAAACUGGAUUGAAAGGAUAAAUUUAUUACAAGAUCAAUUAAAUCCGAAUAUUGGACGAUUUUUAUGCUCACGUCCAUCUACAUGGAAUCAAUGUUUAUAUUUAGCCCGUGAUAAAUUUCAACAUUACUUUAAUCAUAAAGCUCGUCAAUUGUUACAUUCUUUCCCCAUCGAUACAAAAUUAUCAAAUGGAACACCAUUUUGGCAAUUUCCUAAACGUCCACCUAAAUCGAUUGAAUUUUCCAUAACAGAUCCAUUACAUCAAAUAUUCGUCAUCAGUUAUGCACGUCUUUUAGCUGCUCAAUUGUCGAUCCAAGUACCACAAUCCUGUUUCUCCUCUUCAACUUCUUCAUCGGAUUCCUUCACUCGCUUAAAUUAUGGAUCCACUGAACUAGUUAAUUAUCUUCAUGAAAUAUUUAUAAACUAUAUUCCACCAAUGUUUACUCCGUCUAAUAAACACAUUGUAAUUGAUGAGAAUGAAAUGAAGCCUCAGCAAACGACCACAUCUACUUCACCAUCAAAAUUGUCAUUGCCUAAAGAUAAUGAUCCUACUAUUACAUCAAUGAAAAAAAUUAUUUUCAAUAAUCCUUCUCUCAAUGAUGAUGAUAAUGGUUUGACAAUAAAAGAAAUUUGUCUAAAUGAAUCAUUUUUAAAAAUGUGUACAAAUAUUUUGGAGAGUUUAAGUAAACCAGAGAAAUUUAAAGUGAUUUCUUCAUGUCAAUCAGUAACGUUUGAGAAAGAUGACGAUAAUUUGGCACAUGUUGAUUUUGUCAUGUCAGCUGCAAAUUUACGUGCUACAAUGUACAGUCUACCGAUUACAGCUCGCCAUGUUGUUAAACGUAUCGCUGGACGAAUAGUACCAGCUAUAGCAACAACAACUGCUACUGUCGCAGGUUUAGUCUGCUUAGAAUUACUUAAAUAUGUAAUUAACAAUAAUCAAUAUGAUGAUGAUCAUGUUGGUUCGUUUACAUCUGAAAAGGAAAUAAAUACAUUGGCGGCGACUACGACAACACUAAAUAAUUGUGAACACGUUUAUGAACCAGGACUGUGUCGACAAACACGUUUACCAAAUGGAAAAUAUUUCAGUCUAUGGGAUCGUUGGAUUAUUCGACCAUGUAAACAAGUUGAUAAAUAUCGAUUAACCGAUUUUAUUGAUCAGAUCAAGAAUGAAUGGAAUCUUGUGGUGAGUUUAAUUACUCAAGGCAAUCGAAUGGUGUAUAUGCGUCAUUUUCCAAUGCAUAAAUCACGUUUAAAUGAAAUUUUUAUCAAUCUUUUGCAUUAUUCACCGAUGGAUGGUCAUAUUGAUUUGAUGGUCGCUUAUGAAUCUGAUCAUAUCAAGCCUAAUAAUGAUCAUUCUCAUGAUAACAAUGAUGAUGAUAAUUGUAUUCAAGGUCCUACAAUACGUUUUGAAUUCUAA